CUCAGGCUGUGGCUGCGAAACAUCUCAGUUGCUGUGUGGAGAGAUUUGACGGAGAGACACUCCUGUACAUGGACCAUCACUUCGCUGCAAUCCGCUGCCUGCUCAAACGCGCACGUAAUGUCACGGUGAAAUCUGGACGUAGCGGGUUAAAAACACGCAUGUGAAAUUCUCCUUGCAUGUCAGGAGAGGAGGAAGUAGUCGCCGGUUCGCGGCUGUUGUGUCGUUUCUUAUCGCUUCUCCCCCCUCUAUGUCACUCUAAUUAAUCGGAGGCAUGUGGAAUCGCACCAGGAUUAGGAAUUGCCUCCCAAUAGUGUGCCUGCUGUUGACGUUAUGGACGGAGGUGUCCCAGUCAACUGGCUAUUUCGAGCUGCAGCUGAUCACUGUAGAGAAUGUAAACGGCGAGUUGGCGGACGGAGAGUGCUGCGACGGCUCCAGGAGCUCCCAGGACCUGCGCUGUGGUCGAGACGAGUGCGACACUUAUUUCAAAAUCUGUCUAAAGGAGUACCAGACGGAGGUCACCACCAGCGGCCUCUGCACCUACGGGAGUGGAUCUACACAAGUUCUUGGUGGAAAUAUGUUUUCUUUUAAGAGCGCAAAGAACAACCUGAAUAAAAUCGACGAUUCUGGCAAGAUCUCGAUCCCCUUCCAGUUUGCGUGGCCGCGGGCAUACACACUGAUCGUGGAGGCCUGGGACUGGGACAACACCACACGCAACAAUGAGGAGGAGCUGCUGAUCGAACGCAGCAUUCACACUGGCAUGAUCAACCCCGGAGACCACUGGCAGACCAUCACACAUGACGGGCCAGUGGCUCGACUCAUCUACCGCAUCCGGGUACGGUGUGACGAAAACUACUACGGCAGCAAGUGCAAUAAGCUGUGUGUUCCACGUGAUGACUACUUUGGCCACUAUCGCUGUGAGCAGUCCGGCAAUCGAGUUUGCCUGGAGGGCUGGAUGGGCCACGACUGCAGGACAGCAAUCUGCAAGCAAGGCUGCAACCUGUUACAUGGUAGCUGCUCUGUCCCAGGCGAAUGCAAGUGUAACUAUGGCUGGCAGGGACAAUUCUGCGAUGACUGUGUGCCUUACCCUGGGUGUGUCCACGGGACCUGCACCAUCCCCUGGCAGUGCAACUGCGAGAGGAACUGGGGUGGCCUACUGUGUGAUAAAGAUCUGAACUACUGCGGUCGCCACCAGCCCUGUGUGAACGGAGGAACCUGCAUGAACACAGAACCGGAUGAAUACCACUGCGCCUGUCCACAGGGCUACUCUGGCAAGACCUGCCAGAUAGCCGAGCACGCCUGUGUUUCUGAUCCUUGCGCCAAUGGUGGCACAUGCCAUGAGGUUUCCUCAGGGUUUGAGUGCCAGUGUCCCCCGGGCUGGGAGGGUCCAACCUGUGCCAACGAAUUGGACGAGUGUGCCUCCAGUCCUUGUGCCCAGGGUGGAACCUGCAUUGACCGGGAAAAUGGCUUUGAAUGUUUGUGCCCCCCGCAAUGGGAAGGGAAGACAUGCCAGAUAGAUGCGAAUGAGUGUGAGGGGAACCCCUGGCCCUGUGUGAACGCUUACUCUUGCAAAAAUUUGAUUGGCGGAUAUCUCUGCGACUGUUUUGGGGGAUGGUCCGGACAAAACUGUGACAUCAUGAGCAGCUGCCAUGGCCAGUGCCAGAAUGGAGCAACAUGCAAGGAGGGUCCGAGUGGCUACCACUGCCAGUGCCUGCCAGGUUUCGUGGGCACUCAUUGCGAAAUCCAGCGCAACAAAUGUGACAGUGGACCAUGCCAGAACGGCGGGCGCUGCCACACAGUGUUGGAUGGCUUUGUGUGUGAAUGUCUACAAGAUUUCUCUGGAGAACUCUGUGAGGUCCCUGGUUGGACUUCUUCAGAUCCUUGUGAUCCAAACCCGUGUGAGAAUGAGGCCAAGUGCCACAGCAUGGCUCAGGACUUCUACUGCGCUUGUCCUGAAGGAUACGAGGGAAAGACCUGUGAUCGGAUCAAGGACCAGUGCCGGACCACUCCUUGUCAAGUGAUUGAUAGCUGCACUGUUGCCGUAGCGACCAAUGACUCUGCUGAAGUGCGCCACAUAUCCUCCAAUGUUUGCGGACCUCGAGGACGCUGCAUCAGCCAGCCAACAGGCAACUUCACCUGUGCCUGUGAUGCAGGGUUCAGUGGCAUCUACUGUCAUGAGAAUAUAAACGACUGCAUUAGCAACCCUUGUAAAAACGGCGGGACCUGCAUUGAUGGAGUGAACUCCUUCCAGUGCUUCUGUCCUGACGGCUGGGAGGGACGACUCUGCGACAUCAAUGUUAAUGAGUGCAGGCGCAAUCCAUGUAAGAAUGGCGGACGCUGCGUUGACCUAAUGAACGACUUCUACUGCGAGUGUGCCAACAACUGGAAGGGCAAGACCUGCCACUCUAGGGAGAGCCAGUGUGACGCCACCACCUGCAGCAAUGGCGGUACCUGCUACGACCACGGUGAUGCCUUCCGCUGCUCCUGUCCUCCUGGAUGGGGGGGAAACACAUGCAACACAGCCAAGAACAGCACAUGCGCCUCCAGUCCUUGUUCCAACGGAGGGACUUGUGUGGGAGGAGGAGACACCUUCACCUGCAUCUGCAAAGAGGGUUGGGAAGGCCCCACCUGUGGACAAAAUACAAACGACUGCAACCCUCAUCCAUGCUACAAUGGCGGCAUCUGUGUCGACGGAGUCAACUGGUUCCGCUGCGAGUGCGCCCCUGGUUUUGCUGGACCUGACUGCCGAAUCAACAUUAAUGAGUGCCAGUCUUCACCCUGUGCCUACGGUGCCACUUGUGUGGACGAGAUCAACGGUUUCCGCUGCUUAUGCCCGCUCGGCAGAACAGGAUCCCGAUGCCAAGAGUUCAUAGGUAUAGGGAAGGCUUGCCACUAUGCCGGGUUGCAGUUCCCCCAUGGCAGCCGCUGGGAGGAAGAGUGCAACAGCUGCCAAUGUGUCGACAGCAAAGUGGACUGUACAAAGGUGCUGUGUGGUCGUCGCCCCUGCCGACUGCAGACACCAGGCCAGGACCAGAGACACACUUGUCCAGCUGGACAAGAGUGUCUGGAGCACAGCUACCUCACCUGCUUCUCCCCCCCAUGCCAUCAGUGGGGGGUUUGCUCCAUGGCUGGACCCCCGCCUCCACAAGUUCCCACUAAGUGCCAGCCAAACAGUGGGCACUUGGACAACAGCUGUGCCCGCAUAACACUCAUCUUCAAUAGGGAGAAAGUACCAGCAGGAACAACAGUGGAGAGUAUCUGUUCUGAGCUGAGGUAUCUUCCUGACACCCGAAGCUUGGCAAAAGACCAUGCCCUCCUUCUGCUCUGUGACCUUUCCCAUUCUAAUCAGGAUGCAGUGGAGGUGGCUAUAUCUUUCCAGCCAGAGGAGCAGCCAGAUCACAGUUUGAUCCAGGAGGCUGCCAGCACCAUAGUGGGCACUUUGUCCAAGCGCCACAACAGCACUGUAAUGCUAGCAGUCAUUGAAGUCAAAGUGGAGACGCAGGUCAUGCCCCCCUCAGUUGAUUACCUGGUGCCUGUCUUAUGUGUAGUCUUCUGCUUGCUCUGUCUCUUCUGCAUCAUUGUGUGCAUUUGGUGGACACGUAAACGGAGAAAAGAGCGCGAGAGGAGGCCACGAUCUACCGUUGACGAAAAUGUGAACAACCAGUGGGAGCCCCUGCGGCCGGUCAUGGGACGUCCGCAGCAGCAACAGCUCAAAGAAAGCAACAGGGAGGCCGAGCAGGAGCGCAAAAAGCUCAUGGGCUCCUCCUAUCGGACGUGUGAUGAAGGGGAGGAGGAGGAGGAGGAGACGGAAGGAGAGCUUGAGCUCGAGGAAGAGGUUGGAGGAGCUGAGGUGGGAAAGCAGCCGGUUUGCAAGUACUCUAAGACUGCAGUGCAGUCCAGUGGGGGUGUCAUCUGCACAUUGCACAGCUCGAGUCCACCUCUCAAAGCGCCCCACCGGACCCCAGGCUACAGUCCCAAAGACAACCGCUGGAAAAAUGUCAGAGCUGCUUUGACCGGCCAAAAAGACCUCAGAGACCAUUGUGUAUAAAAAUUCUAAGGAAGACUUGCAACAUAGGCAAGAGACGCUGGGAGGCAGUGACCACUCUUAUUUUUGGACUAUGACAGUUAAAAAAAAAAAAAAAAAAGGCUUUGCGUUCAAAAAAGCCAUUCUUUGCUUUGUUUUCAGUUUAUAUUUUUCACUGUCACCUCAAGACAUUUUCAGCGAUGAUGCUAGAACGAAGUGAACAUACUUUUUUGGCUUCUGUUCACGUAUGUUUUUUUUUUUCUCCCCCAUUAUGUAUAGAAGGAACAGAAAUAUGAUCAUUUCUAUGGAGGCUAAAGAAGGUCUCUGCAAUUUUUGUUUUGGAAUUGAAGCAACAAUGAAUAGUCUAAAUGGAAAGGAAAAGCAACCUGUAUAAAGAUCUUUUUGUUUACAGAUGAUUGUGAUUUUGUUUGUCAGCGGGCUCCUGUUCAGUAUGUGGAGGGGGGAUACAGAUUGAAGUGACAGUAAGGGAAGGGUUUUGAGGAAAAUCCACGACAGCAACAAUGGCAACCCACCCUUUGCUCUGUCUGGCUUUGCCCGCCAAUCCGCCUGUGGCCAUCCUGCGCCAGCCUUACCAAAACUCUUGGCCUGGAGGGAAAAGGGGACAGAAACCCCAGUGCCUACUAUGUGGCCUUCCAUAUUUUUUCUCCUGUCUCUCAGUUCUUUUGGCUGAAAGCUCUGUUUGAGGAUUUUUGCAGUAUUUGAGUUGGUAGCAAGUGCCUUUCUAAGAGCCCUCUCAAGGCUCAGAGUCUCGCUGCCCAGUUUGACCUCCUUGUUCUCAAAUCUCAAAGGGAUAUAGGUGUACAUUUGGAGAGUUCAUUUUCACAGCAACACCGUUCAAGGUAUUUGAUCAAAAAAGAAAUGAAAACUCUGUACAUAUGUGUAAAUACUAAAGGAGUCGCUGUGUAUAUUUGAAUUAAGUAACUUAAAGACAAGUCACACAUUUUUAUUAUUAUUAUUAUUAUUAUUAUUGUUAUUAUUAUUAUUAUUAUUAUUAUUAUUUUAUUUCUUUUUUCUUUUUUUUUUUUUUUUUACAAUGUCAUUCCUUUUAUUUAUGCCAGUUGCAAUAGGCAGGUUUUAUAACACUUCAUAUCCAGUGUCCCGCAGUUAAGAACCUUUACAGUGAGGUACCAUCUAUGAAGGAAUUUCUGAAGGGUUUAUAAAUGGUUAGGAAACUGCAGGCAUGUCGCUAAUUGAUUUAGUCAUUUUUGGUGAUAAACAAAACAACAAUUGCCUGACAGUAAUACUUUGUCGCUACACAUAGUGAAGCACUGAUGCUUUGUAGAUACAAGGUGAUAUUCUCACCAUUGCUUAGCUCUCAUCGUCCUGCCAAAUCAGGGUGAUUUCUUUUCACGUGGAUUUGGAUUGUCAAACACUGUUUAUCCUGAAACACUUUAUGACUGUAUGUCAUCCAAUAUCCCUGGACCUGGUUUCAAUCCAUUGCCUUCUUCACAUAUACUCCUCUCCCAGCUUGGUAAAUUUAUCCAUAAUGACUGAGAUCAUGCAACAGUAGCCAAGAUUUUUAUUUUUAUUUUAUUAUUUUUUAAUUCGAUUUUUUUGAAAACAUGUCAAUUUCUUAUCUAAAUUCAUAUGUAUUCACAAAUUAUCGACAUUAUAGAAAUGAUUUGGUCUUGGUUAUAUUAUUUUAUAACUCUGUUGCAAAGCAGAACUUGCACAACACCAACAUCAUCAUUGUAUUUAAGGGUCCAGCCACGUUUAACUUGUUUAACUUGAUACUUUUUCUUAGAGGUGUCAAUGAUUUGGGGUGUUCAGUCAUGAAUUGGUUACAAAUGGAAGAGGAGCAUUGUGGCAGGCAGUGUUGCAAAGUUGAUGAUAUUAUGGCCUUAAUAUUUUUUCUUACUGGCAACACUUUGAGCCAUUUCUAAACCCAUCACAAACCCUUUUGUUUCAGGUGCCUUAAUGUAAUGUGUAAUGCAUUAUGCGUGUAAUCAGUGGACAUCUUUUUAUGUUGUUGGUUUGUUUUCAUUAUUAAGGAAAGUAACUCUUUAAAACAUUGUGUGGUGUAUUGUGGCGUGUUUUAUUCGCCUGAGUAAAGUUCUCUCCUUGUCUCACUUUUACUUUCAUGGAGAUUUCUGGAAUAAAACACUGAUGCAGGCUCCUAAGAAAUCCACCAUGGCUCUUUCGGUGUCUCAUAUGUGGAUGCCAGUAUAGGUCAAACCUGAAAGUCAUGCAUUAGCUUGAUGUUUGGUUUAAAGGCUUUAAUGAAGGGAAAGUUUUUUGUUGCUCUUAUGCAGGUGUAUUUUUCGAGGUACCAACUCGGUCUAACACAACUUACCUCA
Molecule: messenger RNA, 6339 nt
Organism: Myripristis murdjan (pinecone soldierfish)
Lineage: Eukaryota; Metazoa; Chordata; Actinopteri; Holocentriformes; Holocentridae
Gene: jag2b
Product: jagged canonical Notch ligand 2b
Exons: 26
Coding region: 272-4045 (1257 amino acids)
Biological process (GO): Notch signaling pathway; multicellular organism development; cell communication
Cellular component (GO): membrane
Molecular function (GO): Notch binding; calcium ion binding
Source: RefSeq, a predicted model, not a curated record